CAUUUCUUGGUCUCCGGUUUCCCGACGCUACCUAGCUUUUGCCCACUGGAAUCACCGACCCUAAUAUUUAUUUACUUUAGGUUCGCGCCAGAGAACUACAGGACAACAUAAAAUUCGUUGAGAACGAGGGGAAAAUUUCAAAACUUGAUGAAAAAAUAAAUGAAACGAGAGAAGAACAGGAAAGAGUCGGGGAUAUAGACAAAUUACGAAGGUGCAUGGAUUCUCAUUGAUAACUCUCAUUGAUAACUUGAUAAAUUAUACUAUAAUAAUGGAUUGCGCUUUUAUUUCAUUUAACAUUAUUUCGUUGCAUUUAGAGAGCAAAAUAAUUUGAUGAAAAGAUUGGAAGAAUACCGCAAGCAGGUUAUAUUUGUCGCUGACUUUAAAUACACCGGAUAGCACUAUCAGCUUUAAAUUGUUCUUUCUACCAGUCAUUGCCCCGGUGUUACUACAGGAGGAAGCCUAAACUAACUUUAUUUAUACUGGAUAUGUUGUGGACCAGUGACGACUCCAUACCCAGAGUUGACUGUAUAUAUAACCUACGGAGUAAAGGGAAAAUUGCAACGUGCAGUUACUACAUACGUAAAAACGCACAAGUUUUAACAAACCUGCAGCAGACCAAUGCUGUUCCAACAACUUGUCAACAGGAUGUGUUCGCACUGCUUGUUCCCAGCUUGUUGACAAGUUGCCACAAGGUUGUUGAGCUCAACAGAUUUGUCACAAGUUGUUCCGACAACUUGUUAUCGUCCUGCAAUUCAACAGCAAUUUGACAACCUUGUAGCAACUUGAUAAAAUAACAGCAUUGUUACAACUUGCUGACAAGCUUGCUACAAGCCUGUUGCGAACACAUCUUGUUGACAAGUUGUGAAAUUUUUACGUGUGUAGUUUAUACAAUCAUUAUGGUGCACGUUUUAAUAUUUUCUCUCGGGACUAAAUUUCUGUUGGUUUCCAGAAAGCGACAUGCGAAGGAAUGCAGACUGGCUAUGAAAGGGAAAUUCAGAGAUUUCAGAAGGAUCUUGAAGGUUCUUUAUUCAAAGAUGCAGAAAGUAAACAUCGUAAGAAAUUGAUUGAAAUUAAGGUUUGUAUAAUUGCAGAGUUGUAUUGUACAAGCCAUAUUUUGCAAGUCCAAUUCAAGUCACACAUCCUUUCUUCCAAGUCAAGUAAACUCACAAUACUUCGAGUGGCAAGUCAAGUGUAUAUGCACAGAUAGUGAUGUACUCCAGUGAUGGUUUCUUUUUUAUUGUUUUCCACGUUUUUAGACAACUGAACUAGCAAACGAUGACCUGGACAAAUACUACAAAGCUUUAGACCGGUAUAAUUCAUUAUUUUAAUUUUAAUUCCUGCCAGAGGGCCUAUAGUUUUAUUAAUUCAUGCGACGUGUCGUAUUUUAGGGCUAUCAUGAAGUUUCAUAGCAUUAAAAUGGCGGAGAUCAACAAGAUUGUCAAGGAAUAUUGGACAAAUACGUACAAAGGCAGUGGUAAUGAUUCAUUUUGUGAUAUGUCAAGGUUAAGGAAUUAGCUCUUCAAGGGGUCAGCUCAAGACACCACUUGCACGGAUCUUAACCCGAGUCCAAGACUUUGCCCGAUUUUGAGGGAGAGGUGUGGUGGGGAGAGGUGUGGUGGGGAGAGGUGUGGAGGGGAGAGGUGUGAAGGGGAGAGGUGUGAAGGGGAGAGGUGUGAAGGGGAGAGGUGUGAAGGGGAGAGGUGUGAAGGGGAGAGCUGUGGAGGGGAGAGGUGUGGAGGGGAGAGGUGUGGAGGGGAGAGGUGUGGAGGGGAGAGGUGCAGACAGGGGAGGUGUGGAGGGGAGAGGUGCAGACAGGGGAGGUGUGGAGAGGGGAGUUGUGGAAAUGGGAGGUGAGUUUUGCACCUCCCAAAAGACUGUAUCAGAUAAAUGGCCUAUUGUGUUUCAUAGAUAUUGAUACAAUCGAAAUACGUUCUGAUGAAGACCCAGAAAAUUCGUCCAUAACAAGUCGCAGAAGUUACAACUACAAGGCAAGUCACUGACAGAUAUCAAGAGGCCGUUCAGAUGAACCUGGUAACCGAGGUGCCCUUUCACAUUUUUAACAUUUUUAAUAUUCCAUUUCAGGUGGUAAUGAUAAAAGGUGACGUAGCAUUGGACAUGCGUGGUAGAUGCAGCGCUGGUCAAAAGGUUCUUGCGUCGUUGAUCAUAAGACUGGCACUAGCGGAAACAUUUUGUCUCAAUUGUGGAGUCUUGACACUCGAUGAACCAACUACCAAUCUUGAUGAAGAAAAUAUUGAAAGUCUUGCACACCAAUUGGCUAGGUGGGUGCUUAUAUCAACACUGGUCUGAAAAGACACUGGAUAGAGAGUGUCCUUUUCAAUACCGGCAGCAUCGGGUAAAAUGUUGGUAAUUUACCAUGAAACCGAAAAAUGUUUCCUUUGUCUUUUUUAUGUGUUAAGAAAUUGUGAAACAGGAGAAUUACAGGACAUGCAAAGUCAGCUUUGCUAUUCUAAGGCCCCGUUUACAUGAGAGCGGAACAAAGUGAAACCGGGACCAUUUCGUUUCGGUCAUAGUAUUAUUUAUAAUAGAUGUUUACAUGAGACUGGGACCAAAAUAACUCAGACCGCUCUCAAGUCAUUCCGCCUGCUGGACCGAGCCAACUGACUUCAGACCGGGAGGAAUUCAGACUAGGAUGAAUGUAAACACAAAUACAUUUCAGACGGGUCUCGGCUGUAGCCUUGACAUUGGAACAGCACAUGCUAAUAAAAGCCAUCUAAAAAAGAGAAUUGCCUAGCAAGGGGAAUGAAUUGAAAAUUUUGUGAUUUUCGUACCGGUCUCAUGUAAAACAUGUUGAGAAUUUCAAUUUUCAUUCUGGUUUGACUUCGUCCCGGUUUCAUGUAAACGCGGCCUAAAUAGGCUGUGCUUCGAUUAUUUGUCUAAUUAUGUAUCUACAUACUUUCGAAUUAUGUACUAUUGUUGGCUCAAAAAAAUCUUUGAAUGUGAUCAUCCAGAAUAUUCGCAGAAAAUGUUUUGUUCUGUUACAGUGAUCACAGAGAGAACAUGUUCCAGGCUCGCUCCAAACCCUUACUCACACUUAACUAGGCGAAUGUUUUACUUUUUAGCAUUGUUCAAACUCGAAACCCUCAGAAGAAUUUCCAAUUGGUUGUCAUCACUCAUGAUGAACAUUUUGUUGACUUGCUGAGCCAGGCAGACUUUGUUGAAUAUUAUUACCGCGUUGCCAAGGACGAGCGGUAAGGUUGACAACUGGUUUUAAACUUAUGAGUUGAUACCAUACACUAUAUAACCUAACACAAUGUAACCUAUACGCUCUGUUAACAAACCGGAAAACUUAAUGUUUCCUCAAAUUGUCUAUAGGAAACAAUGUUUCUUGGUUUGCCCACCUUUAGGAAACAAUGUUUUCUAAUCUUUGGGGGACAUGGCUAGGAAACAAUGUUUUCUGGUUUGUCCACCUUUGGGAAACAUGGCCAGGAAACAAUGUUUCAUGAUUUGUCCACCUUUAGGAAACAUGGUUAGGAAUUUCAUGGUUUGUCCACCUUUGGGAAACAAUGUUUCCUGGUUUGUCCACCUUUGGGAAACAUGGUUAGGAAACAAUGUUUUCUGGUUUGUCCACCUUUAGGAAACAUGGUUAGGAAACAAUGUUUUCUGGUUUGUCCACCUUUGGGAAACAUGGCUAGGAAACAAUGUUUCCUGGUUUGUCCACCUUUGGGAAACAUGGCUAGGAAACAAUGUUUCCUGGUUUGUCCACCUUCGGGAAACAUGGCUAGGAAACAAUGUUUUCUAAUCUUUGGGAAACAUGGCUAGGAAACAAUGUUUCCUGGUUUGUCCACCUUUGGGAAACAUGGCUAGGAAACAAUGUUUCCUGGUUUGUCCAUCUUUGGGAAACAUGGAUAGGAAACAAUGUUUCCUGGUUUGUCCACCUUUGGGAAACAUGGCUAGGAAACAAUGUUUCCUGGUUUGUGUUUUGGAAACUAGGAAACAAUCUUUGGGAAACAUGGCUAGGAAACAAUGUUUCCUGGUUUGUCCACCUUUGGGAAACAUGGUUAGGAAACAAUGUUUCCUGGUUUGUCCACCUUUGGGAAACAUGGCUAGGAAACAAUGUUUCCUGGUUUGUCCACCUUUAGGAAACAUGGUUAGGAAACAAUGUUUCAUGGUUUGUCCACCUUUGGGAAACAUGGCUAGGAAACAAUGUUUCCUGGUUUGUCCACCUUUGGGAAACAUGGCUAGGAAUGUUUCCUGGUUUGCCCACCUUUGGGAAACAUGGCCAGGAAACAAUGUUUCCUGGUUUUGCCAACCUUCGCCACUCGCAUGACUAUAGAAAAUGAUGAUACGAUGUAAAAUGUAUGGCUUUUUUUAUUGAAAUUGUCAUUUAUAUUUUCUAGUGGUAUCUCAAGAAUCUACAAGCAAAGUACUUCAGGAGUUGAGUUGAAUCCUUAGACCGUUUGUGCAACUAAAGAUUGUUGUAUCGUACCAAAAUGUUUUGUUGAGAAUCGAAAUGAGGGAUAAUUUUAUCUCAUACAGAAACAUUCAUAUUAAAUAGGCUGUUCAAAACAAUGUUUGCUAAAAGACCUUUGUCUUUAAAAUAGACAUUAAAGUAUAUUUUGUUAUGUUAUUUGUUAAUGUAUUAAAAAUACAUAAAGUUAGAAAAAUAAAAUAAUAUAAACUAG
Molecule: messenger RNA, 4643 nt
Organism: Paramuricea clavata
Lineage: Eukaryota; Metazoa; Cnidaria; Anthozoa; Malacalcyonacea; Plexauridae
Source: the annotation of a GenBank genome assembly